Messenger RNA from Morone saxatilis (striped sea-bass), 1541 nucleotides. Its product is annotated as tumor necrosis factor receptor superfamily member 6B-like. The coding region runs from base 256 to 1173 and encodes 305 amino acids. The record is from RefSeq and is a predicted model, not a curated record. Gene Ontology annotation, molecular function: protein binding. The transcript has 4 exons. NCBI's taxonomy places the organism in Eukaryota, Metazoa, Chordata, Actinopteri, Moronidae.
CACGUCUGACGCGCUGAACACGCACUUUUGGAAAUCUAAAAAAACUAUAGUAGGUCUAAUGACAAUAAAAAAGGAUGACUCUAAAUACCAUAUUUAUGACGAAGCAUGGCAUUCCCGGGAAAGCAUUAACUGAUGAAUCGAGCUGAAGGGCGUGAGAGAUAAUAAAUAGAGAGGGGAGCGGACAGAGCAGCAUCCGUCUGACAGACAGACAGACAGACCGCCUCACCCUCCAUCAGCAGAUACAACACUGUAGCGAUGAUGUUCCAGGGGCUGAUGUUGCUCUUUCCCGCGGCGCUGCUGUCAGUCGCCGCCUCGCAGCUGAUGACUUUCAAAGCAACGGACCCGACGACCGGGACCCCGGUGGAGUGCGACCGCUGCCCCCCGGGAACCUACCUGCUGGCGCGCUGCACGUCCACGCAACGCAGCCAGUGCGCUGCGUGUCCUGCGGGCUCGUUCACGGAGCUGUGGAACCACAUCAGCAAGUGCCUCCGCUGCGGGGUGUGCGGCCAGAACCAGGUGGUGAAGACGGCGUGCACGGCGAACAGCGACUGCCAGUGCCAAUGUAAACAGGGGUAUUACUACCGGGAGGACCGAGAGGAGUGCCUGCCCCACAGCCGGUGUCCGACCGGGCAGGGAGUGCUGACCCAAGGUACGGCUGAUGAGGACACGGUGUGCCAAAUCUGUUCCAACGGCACCUUCUCCGACACCGUCUCUUCUCACCAGAACUGCACGGAGCACAAACACUGCCACGCUGCAGGGAUGCACCUGGUGGUGAGGGGCUCCACCUGGCACGACAACAUGUACACGACCUGCGAAGAACACAAUUCAAGAGAUGGAGCCGAAUACCUCAGAGAAAUCCUCCCCACUUUCUUCGUCCAUCACCAAAUUCCCAUCAGGCGGCUGCGACGAAUUGUGCAAAAGCUCCCGUCUAAGGACGGCAGUAGACACGCAGGAACUUCAGGACUGAGCACCUCUGCUUUAAAUGAACAGCUCAAUGCUUGGGUCGCUUCAGCCACAGCGAAACAAAUUCGGCAACUUCCAGAUAUACUGACCAAAGCAGGAGCAAACAGCGCCGGUGACAGACUACACAACAAGCUGCAGAGAAUUGAUUCUAAUGUAGCUGAGCUGUGUGCUUCAAGGAACGACGUGCAUGUAGUUUUUAUGGCGGAGUAGGUUUCAGUAGAAAAUAUCUUGUUCUAGGUACGAAAGAGUUUGACCAGUUCAAUGAUAAUUUAAAAAAAUGCUGCCCUAUUGCAGAUGCACUGCCAAUACAGUCAAUUAGAGGAAUAGAUAAUUUACUUACAUCUGCAUCUAGCUAAUUACAGUUCAAUCCUUUUUUAGUGAGUUUUAGUUUUUGCUGGGUUUCUUCUGAAAUGGACCAAACAAUUCAAACUUAAUUGUGUCACCUAGCUUGAAAUGACCAGUCCUGUGUAACCAAAAACAAACAAAAAAAAUGAAUACAUGUUAUAAUAAAGUAUGCAAGGCAAAAUGUUUUGGAGGACACUUCAUUUCAGGUCAGGUGAUUGACAGGAGUAAUACAA